Messenger RNA from Sebastes umbrosus (honeycomb rockfish), 1267 nucleotides. Its product is annotated as interleukin-17C-like. Gene Ontology annotation, biological process: inflammatory response. Lineage: Eukaryota; Metazoa; Chordata; Actinopteri; Perciformes; Sebastidae. The coding region runs from base 358 to 822 and encodes 154 amino acids. Gene Ontology annotation, cellular component: extracellular region. The transcript is spliced from 3 exons. Gene Ontology annotation, molecular function: cytokine activity. The record is from RefSeq and is a predicted model, not a curated record.
CCCCUGUCUCGUCCCCCACAUUCCUGUUGAUUUUUGCCUUUUUGCAGAAUUAGUGAUAUGGUAGCUUGUCGUAAUGUUUCAGGCAGUGAGCCAGCUGACUGGGAGUAGCUAUAUACACAGAGCUUAAAACUAGAGUUAUGAAUAUGUUAUGAAUAGUUUUGAAAAUGUCUUACACUGCCCAGGUCUGAGUCAUGAUGCUGAUAUUUCUCUUUUUCUGUCUCUGGAGGUAGUGAAUCACUUAAAGGGAAAAACUCAGAUUUAAAGGUCUUUCCUUGUCAAACAAGCAGCCUUUAGACACAGAUACUGUGUGUAUAUAAAUGGAGCAGCCAGCCACAGUCAAACACCUCCAGGUUCAAGAUGAGCAGAUUAAUCAGCCUGCAGAUGAUCUCUCUGCUGAUCUUCACCGACCACCUCCUCUCAGCUGCUGCUGGCAGCUCCUCCGGCUGUGUCAGUGGGCAACUGGUUAACAUCAGUCUGAACCGGUUCCAGAGGAGCUACUCAGAUAAACAGAGGUUCUUUAAGGUCCCGCAAGACACAAGGACGAACAGAGAGCUGAACAACCGUUCCCUGUCUCCAUGGAACUACACCUUCGACAGAGAAGUCGACAGGUCUCCUUAUGAGAUCCCCUUCGCCAAGUGUCUUCAUCUCGGCUGCAUCAUCAACCAGCGUGAAGUCAUGGACUACAACUCGGUGCCUGUGUUUGCUUCGCUGAUGGUCAUGAGGAAGACUCCGUGCAAACGAGACCCAAAGAAAUACAAGGCCAAGAAGGAUGUUAUCAACGUCCCCGUGGCCUGCACUUGUGUUGUGCCCAAGUACGCUUAGGGAUCAAAGAAACUAUCGUAAUCACAUCGGUGCUGAUUCUUUAUCAAUCCAUCUUGUAGCUUAGGGUUCAAUUAAUCUAUAAAGAUGUCAUUAGUUAGAGUUAUUUAUUCCAGUUUUAUGCUUGUGGGAGAGGAACGUCUGCGAUGUCCCAUCCCUGUUAGAGCAGCAUGUUGCUGUUGAAGCUGCUUCAGGUGGAGCUACUUUUAACUGUACAGUUACUUUAGUCCAGUGGUUCCCAACCUAGGGGUCGGGCCCUCCAAAGGGUCACCAGAUAAAUCUGAGGGGUUCUGAGAUGAUACACAUGCUGCAUCUUUUGCACGCUCAAAUCCAUUGUUGUCAAUGUGGACGCAUGACAGGCGCACUUAAAGCAGCAGCGGGUAGAAACGGAGCAAAUAUGAUUAAAAAAAAAAGUUAUUUUUAUAAAAUGGUCACUAUAUCGUGACAA